Messenger RNA from Porites lobata, 956 nucleotides. Lineage: Eukaryota; Metazoa; Cnidaria; Anthozoa; Scleractinia; Poritidae. The record is from the annotation of a GenBank genome assembly.
GGAAAUGCACUUCGCAAAAGGCGCCGCAGAACGGCUUUUACCACCGAGCAACUUGAUCGCUUAGAGGAGUCAUUUGAACAAGAUAGAUUCCCAGGAUUCCAAAUACGUGAAGAACUUGCAAGGGAACUUGGCAUUGGAGAGGACAGAAUUCAAGUGAGAUGUUUGCGCACAGCAGUUUUAGUUUUUCCUGGGAUUAUACACUGACACAGAGGCAAUGAUUUAUACAGCGGAAUGCCAUUUAAUACAAGGAAGCCGUAAUUCGCUUUUUCUCAUGCUAAACCUUCUCUUUCCUAUGUUGUACCUUUAACUCAAAUCCGAUGAUUGAUGAUUUAAAUCAUCUCCGAUGAUUUUGGUCUUCAUAGAUUGUGAAACUGAAGGUUCAAGGCACAAGCUACUUCCAAUGAAAGCUAUUGACUCAAGCAUUUUCUCCACAAUGUAUUAUAUCUUGCUUUGUUAGCUAUUCCAUGCUCCAGUUUCGUCAGGUGUUUACCUAGUUUCUAACAUUGUUUAAUGGCUGUUACUUUCAGGUCUGGUUCCAAAAUCGCAGAUCGAGAUGGCGCAAGAGUUUAAGGAACCAACCAUCUACGGGCCCCAACAGUGAUAUCAGCAACCCAACCAGCAUAUUUCAGCUGUCGCUUGCCAGUUUCCCGCCACUGCAAUCAGCGCCCUUCAGAUCCAGUGAACCUUUUUUCCCGCCAUUUGCCAGCAGCCCUUUGUUCUUCCACGGCCACUUCGAUGCCAAUAUGACACCAGACGCUUCACAGGAUCCACAAACUGUCACCCCAAUGCUUGGCCCGCCUGUAUCAGCUUCAGCUAGCCCGUCCUUCCUGACCAGUGUGCCAUCCUCGAGCAGUUACGAGAAACUGUUCCAGGUUUCCUGCUUGAAGAAUCGCUACUCGGCCGACGAUUAUUUAGCUGCUGUUACUCUGGCGAGUGGUUUUCAGCGAGAAAAUUAG